AUGACAGAUUUGUGCAAGCAAACUCGCUUGGCCUUCCACUCCGCAAGCCCCACUGCAAGGACUUUUGGGAAUAGUCAUGUUGCUGCCAUUGUUCCAAGCGAAUCCAGCUCAAAGUGUGCUGCCACCAGUAAGAAUUUCGCUUCGUCCUCUGAGGGCUAUCCGCUUCUCACGGAGAUUUUUUUCCUUGCCCAGACAGCACUGCACAUCGGCUGGGGUGGCCUGUAUAGCCUUCACAUGGACACAAAUCGUCAUUUGCACCAACUGGAAACGCAGUGGCGAGCCUGGCAAGAGGAAAGAGGCCUACUGGUCGCAAAUAGCCAAUCCGAACCAAAAGGUCCGAAAUUUUAG
Molecule: messenger RNA, 348 nt
Organism: Protopolystoma xenopodis
Lineage: Eukaryota; Metazoa; Platyhelminthes; Monogenea; Polystomatidea; Polystomatidae
Source: the annotation of a GenBank genome assembly